Prunus avium (sweet cherry) is the source of this 698-nucleotide messenger RNA. The record is from RefSeq and is a predicted model, not a curated record. NCBI's taxonomy places the organism in Eukaryota, Viridiplantae, Streptophyta, Magnoliopsida, Rosales, Rosaceae.
AUGAAAAGAUUGACCCCCGGAAUGAAAAUUUCUGGAUCCGCCACUGGUCACAAGGCCUUUAGGUCUCGACUCAAGGUCUGGGCUGCAUGGGCAUGUCCCCAUUGGAGCUUCUAUAAUGAGGGGGAUUUUGGCUAUGAUGGGAGGGGUAAGAGAGAAGGUCAAAAAUCAGCCCAUGCUUUUGGGUGUGAUCUGAGGGUGUUAAGUGCUACAAAUGAAUUUUUCAUAGACACAAUAUUGAAGAAUCAUGGGCUAAUGGAUUGUUUCUCAGAAAUCAACACCAACCCAUGCAUUAUUGAUGAACAGGGCAGGCUUAGAAUCUUACCCUACCAUGAUUUCCACUCAUCUUCUCAUGGCUGUACCAUUUGCCCUCCCAGCAUGUGCAAGGGUCUAAUAAUGGAAAAGAUCCAAGCUUCUGUUGCAACAGAUAGGAAGAAACAUAAAUAGUUCAUCUAUGUUGGGGAUGGAGCUCCUGAUUUUUGUGCAGGUUUGAAGCUUGACAAAGGAAAUUUUCUGAUCCCAAGGAGGGAUUUUCCAAUCUGGGACUUAAUUUCUGCCAAUCCAUUCUUUACCAAGGCAAAAAUUUACGAAUGGAAUGAGCGUGAUGAGCUUGGGGCUGUCUUGCUCAACACAGUUAAUACAUUAUUCACUGAAAUGGGGCUGUCUUGCUAAACUCAGAUGGGGUUCUCUUGCUUUCAUUC